AUGGCCGAAUAUUCCUAUGCAAAGUCCACCAAACUUGUGCUCAAAGGCACUAAAGCCAAGAGUAAAAAGAAAAAGAGCAAAGAAAAGAAGAGAAAACGAGAAGAAGAUGAGGAGACCCAACUUGAUGUUGUGGGAAUCUGGUGGACUGUAUCCAACUUUGGGGAGAUUUCAGGAACUAUUGCCAUUGAAAUGGAUAAGGGAGCCUAUAUCCAUGCGCUGGACAAUGGACUGUUUACACUAGGAGCCUACAGAGAAGUUGAUGAAGGCCCCAGGCCUCCAGAGCAGUUUACUGCUGUCAAAUUGUCUGAUUCCAGAAUUGCCCUGAAGUCUGGCUAUGGAAAGUGUCUUGGUAUAAAUUCAGAUGGUCUCGUUGUUGGACGUUCGGAUGCAAUUGGGCCCAGAGAACAAUGGGAACCAGUGUUUCAAGAUGGGAAGAUGGCUUUACUGGCCUCAGAUAGCUGCUUUAUUAGAUGUAAUGAAGCAGGCGAUAUAGAAGCAAAGAGUAAAAGAGCAGGGGAAGAAGAAAUGAUAAAGAUCAGAUCCUGUGCAGAAAGAGAAACCAAGAAAAAGGAUGACAUCCCACAAGAAGACAAGGGAAGUGUGAAGCAGUGUGAGAUCAACUAUGUAAAGAAAUUUCAGAGCUUCCAAGACCACAAACUCAAAAUAAGGAAAGAAGAUAGUAAAAUACUUAAAAAGGCUCGGAAAGAUGGAUUUUUACACGAGACGCUUCUAGACAGGAGAGCCAAAUUGAAAGCUGACCGAUACUGCAAGUGA
This is a messenger RNA of Arvicanthis niloticus (Nile rat), 774 nucleotides long. The record is from RefSeq and is a predicted model, not a curated record. NCBI's taxonomy places the organism in Eukaryota, Metazoa, Chordata, Mammalia, Rodentia, Muridae.